Messenger RNA from Striga hermonthica, 1038 nucleotides. The record is from the annotation of a GenBank genome assembly. Lineage: Eukaryota; Viridiplantae; Streptophyta; Magnoliopsida; Lamiales; Orobanchaceae.
AUGUCGGUACAGGAGAAGCCGACGGCGUCAUCGUCGUCGGUCACGGUGGAUCCGUUGCUUAAGGAUCUGACGGAGAAGAAGCAGAACUUCCGGCGGAACGUGGUGUCUCUGGCGGCGGAGCUCAAGGAGGUUCGCGGCCGCCUCGCUUCUCAGGAAAACUUCUUCGCCAGAGAAACCCUAACAAGACAGGAAGCUGAAAACAGAGUGAAGAGUUUGGAAAUUGAAGUCAGUAGAUUGGAGAAGGAUUUAGAUGAAAGAACUGUGCAGCUGGAGGCUUCAACUUCUGCUUCUGCCAUGUAUGCCAAAGAAUUGGAUGAUUUGAGAGUCCAACUCACAAAUACUCGAGCUACUGCGGAUGCAUCUGCAGUGUCUGCUCAAUCAGCACAUUUGCAGUGUUCGGUACUGGCGAAAGAAUUAGAGGAGAAAAACUGCUCAAUCAAAGAGCACGAGGCUCGCGUGAAUAUAUUGGCAGAGCAACUGGAUCUUCUACAGAAGGACCUUCGGGCCCGUGAAUUUUCCCAAAUGCAGCUAAAAGACGAAGUCUCUAGAGUUGAACAUGAGAUCAUGCAGUCACUAGCAAAGGCCGGUGUAAACAAAGAUUGCGAACUCCGCAAGAUUUUAGAUGAGGUGUCACCCAAGAAUUUAGAAAAUAUGAAUAAGCUUUUGACGGUAAAAGAUGAAGAAAUAGCUAAGCUGAGGGAUGAGAUUAGGAUCAUGUCCACCCACUGGAAGCUCAAAACUAAAGAGCUGGAAUCUCAGCUGGAGAAGCAGCGUAGGGUGGAUCAAGAGCUGAAGAAGAAAGUUUUGAAGUUGGAGUUUUGUCUGCAAGAAGCACGAGCCCAGACUCGUAAACUCCAAAGAAUGGGAGAGCGUAGGGACAAAGCUCUGAAAGAGCUAAGAGAUCAGUUGGUUAGCAAACAACAUGCGGAGCCUAGUGUGUGUGAGAACAGCGAUAAGCAGAACUUUUGGGAUGCAUCAGGUUUCAAGGUUGUGAUAUCGGUAUCAAUGCUGAUCUUGGUCAUGUUCUCCAAGCGGUGA